Molecule: messenger RNA, 5365 nt
Organism: Nilaparvata lugens (brown planthopper)
Lineage: Eukaryota; Metazoa; Arthropoda; Insecta; Hemiptera; Delphacidae
Exons: 3
Coding region: 335-3760 (1141 amino acids)
Source: RefSeq, a predicted model, not a curated record
GAGGAAUCAAAGGACGGUCACCUGAGAGGAAUCAAUCAUAGCAUAAUCAACUACACCUGUAUCCCGCUAUCUACACCUGUAUCCUGCUAUCUACACUCGAGGAGAUUCACGCAGCAUCAAGCACUACAUCAUUUUCUCACCUCUCAACUCGAGUUCCGAACCUCAUAACCAGUUGAGCUCUCGUCGAGACAACACAGCUGAGAGGAAUCAUAGGGUGGUCACCUGAGAGGAAUCAAUCAUAGCAUAAUCAUCUACACCUGUAUCCUGCUAUCUACACCUGUAUCCUGCUAUCUACACUCGAGGAGAUUCACGCACCAUCAAGCACUACAUAAUCAUGCCGAGGGAACGCAGACUUCGUGGUAUCAAUUCCGCAGCAGCCCGUCAUCGCAUCAACCUCGAUGAGGAGGAUAUCGACAUCACCAGCGUGCUCGAGAGCUCGAAACGUCGAGUUUUCGAUAUAAUUAGGGAACAUGCCGCACGCUAUGAUGGCAAUGUUAAAUGGUUCAUCGUCCUCAAUGUUUUGCUGUAUAAAUUAGUGGUGAUGGAUGACAAGCAGGUUGGUGACUCUGUCUCAUCUCUAAUAAAUCUACAUAGUUACUCCAACAUAGCACUAAAUGUGCUUGAGAACUAUGAAGAGUUUAAUGAGCAUUUCAUGUUAGCCGUGAGAAAAAUACUCUCAUCUUUUGAAAAUUUUGUAAGACACGGCAGUGGGUGGGUGCUAAAGAAAAUUGAAUCACUGGAUGUGAAUGUGAUUAAAUUUAAUCCUAUAUACACAUCCAGUUUCAUUCAAACACCCCAGUUUUUGAAAAACAAAAAAUGUAUUAUAAAUGUGAAAAAUCUCUCUGACGAAAAAUGCUUUUUAUGGUCAGUCCUCGCGUAUUUCCAUCAGAAGCCAAGGAACUCGGACUUAAGUGUAAAGUAUUUGAGCAAGUUUGCUCACACACUUAAUACGCGAGGUGUAAAUUUCCCGGUGACGACACGCGAUAUUAAGAAAUUUGAAAUACUCAAUCCGGACAUUGCAAUUCACGUCAUCGCAUACGACAACAAAAAGUUUUUCCCCUUCCGUACAAGCAUUUUCCGCACGCGUAAACACCAAAUUAAUCUUUUAAUGCUAAAAGGCGAUGCAGGAAAAACUCAUUUCUGUUUAGUAAAUACCGCAAACGGGAAAAACGGGCUAUCUCGUCUUCUCUGUCACCUUUCAAAACACAAGGGUCAAGUACAUGUUUGUAAUUUUUGUUUUCACCGGUUCACAUCAAACAAAUCUAAGAAUUGCGAUGCUGAAGCAAAUUUGUUGAAACAUGUGGAACUUUGUUCCAAGUUUGAAUCUCAGCGCGUUUCAUAUCCUAAACGCGGAGAGACAAUUAAAUUCAAGAAACUAGGCGCGACGUUGAAGAAAAAGUACACCAUUUACGCGGAUUUAGAAACAUACGUUGUUAAUAUCGAUAAUGAUGAUGAUGAUGAUUCCGAUUCUGAUGAAAUUACUCGUAGUUACACAAAGAAAACGGCGCGACAUAUUCCCUGCGGGUAUUGUUUCGUUGUUAUCGAUGUUAACGGCGAAAUCGCUCACGGACCUGUACUCCAUAGAUCGAGUAGUUUAGACGAAAAAAUCAUGGAGAAAUUUCUUCAGGAAAUUACAGAUCUCGGUGACAUUUUGUAUGAGGAUAUGAAACGAGAAAUUCCGAUGCAAGCUUUAUCCGAGAGUCAAGAGCGUGAAUUUCAAAAUUCAGUAAACUGCGGGCUUUGUGCUGAACCGUUUUUAGACAGCGAUAUUAAAUGUCGUCACCACGCGCAUGAAACCGGUAAUUACUUGUGUGCGGCACAUGUUUCUUGUAAUUUAACAGCUCGUACUCCGGAGUACAUAUCGUGUUAUUUUCAUAAUUUCUCCGGUUUUGAUUCGCAUUUUAUUCUAAAAUCGCUCGGUAAAUGUAAAAAAGAAAUUUCCUGCAUCGCAAAUACGUCAGAGAGAUUUUUGACACUUUCAGUAGGCAAAAUUAAAUUUUUAGAUUCCUACAAGUUUAUGUCUGAAUCCUUGGAAGUAUUGGUGCGUAAUUUGGUAGAGAGUACAGAUAUGGAAAAGAAGUUCGAACGAUUAUUUUCGGUGUUUGAUGAUCCACCUCGCGAACACAGACAGCUCUUGUUGAAGAAAGGAGUAUAUCCCUACUCGUACAUGAGCUGUCCCGAAAAAUUCGCGGAAACAUCGCUUCCCCCCAUUGAAUGUUUUCAUAACGACUUAACUGAUACACCUCUGUCUCGCGAAGAAUAUGAGCAUGCGCAAAGAGUGUUCUCAACAUUCAAGCUGAAAAAUCUGGGUGAAUAUCACGAUUUUUAUUUAUGUUUGGACGUAAUGCUAUUAGCGGUAGUUUUUGAAUCCAUGAGGUCUACGCUUUUUAGCUCAUAUGGCCUCGAUGUGACCCAUUUUGUUUCCCUUGCCCACUUCACCUGGAAUUGCAUGCUGAAACACACUAAAGUCGAACUGGAAUUACUAACACAUCCGGACAUGCAUCUUAUGUUUGAGGCGGGAAUGAGAGGCGGGGUCUCAUUUAUCGGUAAACGUUAUUGUGAGGCGAAUAACAAACAUCUACCCGAAACAUACGAUCCUUCAAAACCGUCUAAUUAUCUGCUUUAUAUCGAUGCAAACAGUUUAUACUCGGAAGCUAUGAGCCGAAGCUUGCCUGUUGGAAAUUUCAAAUUCCUCUCAGAGGAAGAAAUUUCCAGCCUUGAUUUCGCGAAUUUGGACAGCAAUUCAGAAACCGGGUAUAUAAUAGAAUGCGAUCUCAAGUACCCCCAAGAGUUGCAUGAUAAGCAUGCGAGCUUCCCCCUCGCUCCUCUCCACCAAACGCCCCCGCGCGAAUUGCUGUCGAACUACCAAACAAAUGAGAACGGUCAAACUGGAACCAAAAAGCUCAUGAACACACUUUUCGACCGUGAAAAGUACAUUGUUCACUAUGUCAAUUUAAAGCUCUACCUCCAGCUCGGUUUGAAAUUAUUGAAAGUGCAUCGCGUCAUUAGCUUUUCCCAAUCUCCCUGGCUGAAAAGCUACAUCGACUUUAAUAUCCGGAAUAGACAGAACGCGAAAAAUAAAUUUGAAAUAUCCUUCUUUAAGGCCUGUUGCAAUCUGAUAUUUGGCAAGACAAUUCAGAGUAGUCGUAAGCAAAUGAAUGUUAAAAUUAUCACGGAUGAAAAACGGUUAGAUAAGUACAUUUCAAACCCGCUAUGUAAACGCUGGCAAAUAAUUAGUCCGAACGUGAUCGCGGUUUUCUCUCGUAAGUUGGAACUUAAAAUGAACAAGCCUGUCUAUUCCGGCUUCAGUGUACUGGAGUUGAGUAAAUUCCAUAUGUACGAUUUUUUCUAUUGUAAAUUACAAAAAAUUAUACCGUGGGAUCGUAUAGAAUUGUGCAUGACUGACACCGACAGUUUUCUUCUUAACCUUAAAGUCGAAGAUGUGUAUCAGUUGAUUAGAGAAAAUUUGACCCUUUUCGAUACUUCUAACUAUCCACCUUCCCACCCUUGCUUUUCCAUGGAGAGGAAUAAAGUUGUAGGAAAGUUCAAGGAUGAGACCGGGUCAAAGCCUGUCCAUAGAUUUCUCGGACUUAGAUCCAAACUUUACUCAUAUUUAGUUUGUAACGAGAAUGAAGAACUUGUAAAUAAAUGUAUAGCAAAGGGUGUACAGAGCGGAGUAAAAUGUAGAAAGCUUAAUUUUAAUUUAUAUAUGAAAUCAUUGUUUGAACGUAGUGAACAUGUAGAAAAAUUAAUAUGUUAAGAUCGUAUAAUCACACCAUGUACCAGGUUGAAUGCGCAAAAAUCUGUUUGAGCCCUUAUGAUGAUAAGAGGUAUAUUGCUGAGAAUGGUGUUGAUACUCUCCCUUUCGGUCAUUAUAGUCUCAACACUCUAAAUGAUUGAUCAGUAUGUGCCAUGACAACCAUCCAACACCACUGAUUUUGAUUUGACUGUUGUAAAUAUCAUGAAUAUUAUUAGAUCUAAGUUAGCUUUAGAGCUUCAUAGCGUGCCGCGUGUGAACUAUCCCACUCGCAAAUAUGAGUUGAAAAGUGAAAAAGACUUGCUUCAAGCCGAUCUCAUUGAGAUGACAAGUUUAUCACGUUUUAAUAAGGGUUACAAAUAUAUCUUAGCUGUUAUUAAUUGUUUUUCAAAAUUUGCAUAUUGUGUACCAUUAAAAGACAAGACAAGCCAAUCUGUAUUUAACGCUCUCGAGCCAAUUAUUUCUAAAAAUAAAGGAGUUAAGCUGUUCCAAACAGAUCAAGGAACAGAAUUCUUUAAUUUAAAAGUUAAAGCAUUAUUAGAUAGAUAUAGUAUUAAACAUUAUCAUGUUUUUACUGAUAAGAAAGCCUCCAUAGUUGAAAGGUUUAAUAGAACACUUAAAGCAAAAAUUUAUAGAUAUUUAACUGAACAUGGAACCAAAAACUGGUCAUCACAACUAGACAGAUUAGUUCGAGAUUAUAAUGCAACAAUGCAUUCAUCCAUUAGAAUGAAACCUAAAGAUGUGACGAAAAAAGAUCGUAAUCAUGUUUUAAUGUCAUUGAAUUCUGCAUUCAAUAGACGAUAUAAAUUGAAAAAUUCAAAACCGAAAUUUAAGCUAGGAGAUGUUGUACGAAUCUCAAAGAAAAGGGUUCUUUUCGAUAAAUCUUAUAACAUAAACUGGAGCGCAGAGUAUUUUGUAAUUCAUUCUAUAUUUCCUUCUCAACCUGUAACGUAUAGCUUGCGAGAUCUAAACGGAGAAGUAAUUAGUGGCAGGUUUUAUGCAGAAGAAAUUAAAAAAACACAAUUAAAUGAAUCGGAGAGACAAGUGUAUUUGAUUGAAAAAAUAUUAAAACGAGAUAAAAAAGGACUGCUUGUGAAAUGGAUUGGGUUUUCAACUCCUAGUUAUAUUAGUAAGGAUCAACUAUUAGAUGAAAAAUAAUCUUUUGUAAAUAUCAUGUAAAUUUAUUGUAAAUAAUCUAUUGUAAAUAUCACGUACAUUUAUUGUAAAUAAUCUAUUGUUAAUCUAUUGCAAAUACAUUCCAUUCAGUGUAAAAAUAUGACAAAGAUUUGGUGUAAAUAUAAUACGUCUCUAUCAAAAAAUGCUUCUCAGUUUCAUUUUAAUCUGAAGUUUUAUUUGCUAAGGCUCAAGCGUUCUCGUGAAGAGGGUGCGGGUGAGAAACUUCUAUCAGUGCAUUGAAAGGGGAGAGCGCUUGCAUCCCGAUGUGAUAAGCUAUGGUGUCUAGCCCACAAUCUCUUCCUCCUUGAUAACUUAUCAGUUCCUUAUCAGAUCGCAUGCUGUACACGUGACUAACAUGAUUCCGAUAGUAAAUUUCGACAAUGUUAUAAGAGAGAAAGAAAUGCCAACAUGGUGUAAAAAUGGUAAGUUAUU